UCCAGGUCACCACAGGGAAUCGCACAAAGCACUAUGUGUCCUAUCGACGCAACGAGUUUGUCCAGAUGAGGUUUCCCAAGUAUGCCUUGCCAAAGGAUGUUCAGAUAGUUAGUACGGACGAGAGCCAGGUCUUCCUCGCCAUCCAGGAGUGGUACCAGUCAGACACAUAUAACCUGUACCAGUCUGACCCCCAGGGCGUCUACUACUCCAUCGUCCUGGAAAAUGUUCGCAGUACCAAGCAGCCAGAGGAAAAUGUCCUCAUCGACAUACUUGAGGUGCGUGGAAUCAAAGGAGUCUUCCUGGCCAAUCAGAAGGUAGAUGGCAAAAUGACAACUCUCAUUACCUAUAACAAAGGACAACACUGGGAACCCUUGAUGCCACCCGCCACAGACAUGAAUGGCAAGCCAAUAAGCUGCAAGGCACCGGACUGUCAUCUCCACCUCCACCUGCGCUGGGCGGACAACCCUUAUGUGUCUGGGACUGUCCAUACCAAAGACUCUGCUCCAGGUCUCAUUAUGGGUGCUGGUAACCUUGGCUCCAAACUAGUAGAGUAUAAGGAAGAGAUGUACAUCACCUCAGACUGUGGGAGGACGUGGAGACAGGUUUUCGAAGAAGAACAUCACAUCCUGUACCUGGACCACGGUGGGGUUAUUGUUGCCAUCAAAGAUACCUCUAUUCCACUCAAGAUACUUAAGUUUAGCAUUGAUGAAGGACGGACGUGGACCAUUCACAACUUCACCAGCACCUCUGUGUUUGUCGAUGGACUCCUGAGCGAGCCAGGAGAUGAGACCCUGGUUAUGACUGUGUUUGGUCACAUCAGCUACAGGUCAGACUGGGAGUUGGUCAAAGUGGACUUCAGGCAGUCUUUCCCCCGGCAGUGCACUGAGUCUGACUACGAGUCCUGGCAGCUUACAGGCCUGCAGGGAGCAAAGUGCAUUAUGGGCCAGGAGCGGAGUUUCAGGAAAAGGAAGGAAACAGCAUUCUGUAUCAAAGGAAAAACCUACACAUCAACUCUUACCACCAAACCCUGUCAGUGCACAGAGAAAGACUUCAACUGUGACUAUGGUUUUGAACGGUCCCACACGGAAGACAGUCGGUGCAUCGCUGACUUCUGGCACGAUCCAGAUUCACCACUGGAGGACUGCCAUCUAGGGCAAACCUAUGAGUCCAGCACUGGCUACAGGAAGGUGAUAUCUAACAUGUGUGAAGGGGGACUAAACAAGCACCAGAGCGCCAAACAACACAGCUGCCCCCUGCUGCCCCCUAAAGGAUUACAGGUGGGCAUCAAAGGGCAGAUGUUGGCUGUGGCGCCUGGUGAUGACAUCACAUUUGUUGUCCACCAGGAACAGGGCGACACCAGCAGCACCAAGUACCAGGUGGACCUUGGUGACGGCGUUCGGGCCAUCUACCAGAACCUGACAGUGACGGAUGAGCCCAUCCAGCAUCGCUACAAAAAUCCAGGCAUUUACAAGGUCACAGUGAAGGCCGAGAACAUGGCAGGGCACAACAAGGCCACCAUGUACAUCCAGGUCACAGCCCCUCUACAGGAAGUGCACUUGGAAGUGGUUCCAAUCACUGGGAGAAACUAUGAGGUCAAUCUAACAGCCAUAGUUCUUCCCACAGAGGCCAACUUGUCCGUCUUCUACUGGUGGAUAGGAGACAACCUGCAGCCUACGCUGACUCUGCAGAACAGCCUUCUGACUCGUUUCCCAGAGACAGGAGAGGUUUCAGUCACUGUCCAGGCUUCUAAUGGCCGAACUAUGGUGCAGGAUACCAGGACAGUUCAAGUCUACGAUAACUUUCAGGUUAUCCCUCUGAGUUUUAGCGCAAACCUGGACAGCUUCAACCCAAACAUCCCAGAGUGGAGACGGGACAUCGGCCAGGUUGUCACCAAAAUACUUGUUAAGAACACAGGUGUCCCUCUGGAAUCCCUUGUUACAGUGGUGAAGCCGGGACUCCCCACCAGAGCUGACCUGUACGUUCUCCCACUGGACAGCACAUCAGCCAAGAGGAGCAUGUUUAUAGAUAAGCGUAUUCCAGCCAUCAUACAAGCCUUCAACAGCAACAAUGUCAGCUUUGUGGUGCGAGGAGGUCUACAAGUGCUGGUGAUGCUAACUGACCCAAAUGCAGGUUACCAUGGAGCUGCUGGAGGUCUGGGUGUUUGGGCUCUAGCCAUCAUUUUCCUGAUCAGCAUCAUCACCACUGGCUCUUUCAUCCUCUACAAGUUCAAAAGGAAGCUCCCGGGCAACCGCAACGUUUACGCCCAGAUGCACAAUGAGAAGGAGCAGGAGAUGACCAGCCCCGUCAAUCACAGCGAGGACACCCAGCACAUCAUUCAGGGGGAGGAGUUCAUUGACGACGACCUGGACUCUCAGACUCUAGGUAACCAUUCAGGUGUGGUCCUGAGCAUCAACUCCAGAGAACUACACAGUUACCUGACCAGCUGAUGGCUGCCAUGACACCGCUAACAAGCUAGCCUAGUCUAGCUGGCUAACGAGCACAGGGACUCCACUCGGCCUUCCUCCUCUUACCUCUCCUUUUCCUUCUCCUCUUCCUUGGACACUUCACCUCCACAUAGUCUCACCUCAACCCUUCACCUGCAGCCUGUGCAACUUUUUGUUUUUGGUGGUGGGUUGGGGAAGGGGGUGGGGCGCAAUGAGGUUUUGAUGGCAUCACACUAAGAACACUCGCUCAUCUUUGUUUUGAAUGAAAAAAAAGGAAAAAAAAACAUAUGUGUACGUUGUCUCUCACUCGUAGACACUCAAAACCAGCAAGCAUGACUCACUGCACUGGUUUCCAGAUAGAGUUAAAUCUUCUACUACCAAGAGGCAGUAGUUACUGAAGGUAACUUCAGUAAAAGUUGGCCACUCUAAAACAAAAAGUUUUAGAGUGGCCAAAGGCAAGUGUGUUAAGAUGAUUUCCAAGUAUUAAAAGGAUCGUGCACCCAA
Epinephelus moara (kelp grouper) is the source of this 2948-nucleotide messenger RNA. It is a transcript of the gene sorcs2, whose product is annotated as sortilin-related VPS10 domain containing receptor 2. The transcript is spliced from 20 exons. NCBI's taxonomy places the organism in Eukaryota, Metazoa, Chordata, Actinopteri, Perciformes, Serranidae. The record is from RefSeq and is a predicted model, not a curated record. Gene Ontology annotation, cellular component: membrane. The coding region runs from base 66 to 2447 and encodes 793 amino acids.